Messenger RNA from Epinephelus moara (kelp grouper), 2542 nucleotides. Its product is annotated as CASP8 and FADD-like apoptosis regulator. The record is from RefSeq and is a predicted model, not a curated record. The transcript has 10 exons. Lineage: Eukaryota; Metazoa; Chordata; Actinopteri; Perciformes; Serranidae. The coding region runs from base 360 to 1775 and encodes 471 amino acids. Gene Ontology annotation, molecular function: cysteine-type endopeptidase activity; protein binding. Gene Ontology annotation, biological process: proteolysis; negative regulation of extrinsic apoptotic signaling pathway via death domain receptors.
CUGCAUGCUUUCACUUUCACUUGGAGCUGUUAUCUCGAGCUGUUGCAGUUUUAUACAACAUAGAAGAAUUACGGUAUUUUCACGCAUCCAUUGCGUAAUCACUAGUGCAAAUGCGUUUUUUUAGUCGUCGUGCAUGAUUAAAGAACGUACUGCUUGGGUGUAUCCUGCUGUGGUGUGGUGAGGUACUUCCCCAAAUAUUUUUAGUCGUGCGUCAGCCUUAUAGUGUGUGGGUUUCCUAUAAGUUCCUCCUACGUUGUUCCUCUGCUGUCAGUUAUCCACGUCGCCUGACACAGCGGCCACCACUGGUAAGUUUCUGUUUGUUGAUCAUCUUAUCAGCUCCUACUCUCCUACCUAAGUCAAUGGCUCAUCUGGACCCACGUGAGCUUCAGGCCAUUAACCAAACCGUGGAGGCUCUCAGCAGCUGUGAACGCAGGAGGCUCUUCUACCUGUGUGAAAUCCUGGACACGGACAACAGCGUGGCUUGUGUGAAGGAGAUGCUGAAAUCUAAGGUGAUGUUCCACGAGAGGGGUCACCUGUUCCUGGAGGAGCUGAUGCUGCAGUUGAAACGUUUUGAUAUCCUGAGGAAGGUGUAUAAAACCAGCAGGGAUGAGGUGGAGAUGACUUUGAAACACAGGCAGGUUCUGCCAAGAUUCAGAGUAUUGAUGGCUAAUAUAAAUGAGGACAUGGCCGAUGAAGAUCUGAACAAUGUGAAAUUCUUGUUAAGCACCACGUUACCUCGUGAGAAGAUGGAAAAAGCAAAGAGUUUCCUGGAUGUGAUCAUUGAACUUGAGAAACUGGAUAAAGUUUCACCUGAAAGAGUUGACGUUAUAGAGCAAUGUUUAAGAGACAUUGACAGGGUCGACCUGGCCAAAAAAGUGACUGCAUACAAGAUGUCAGUUGGAACAUCUGAGGGACAUCAGUCUCAACAGCAAAGGCACAGACCUCCUGAUCCAUUCCCCGCUGCAAACAGUUCCCUUUCUCUACAGCAAACAAGACCAGUACAGUCUCUGCAAAUGGCCACAGGAAGCUUACCCACGCCUGUCUACAGAGAGCAGAACUAUCAGAGACAAGUAGACUGCUACAAGUUUAACACCAAUCCCAGAGGAGUUUGUGUUAUCAUAGACUGCGUGGGUAAUGAUGGAGACAUGUUGGAGCAGAUGUUUAAGGCUCUCCACUUCAAAGUGGUCCUCUACAAAUGGCUGAGUGUGGAUGGCAUUUAUUCAGCUCUCAGUGGGAUCAGAGAGAGAGAGAACCUCGAAGGCGAUGGCUUUGUCUGCUGCAUCAUUAGCCGUGGCCCGGCAAACCACAUCCUGGGUACGGACUCGUACGCCACAGGUCUAGGCCUGGAGUACGUCAGACGUCUUUUCACUGCUGAUAACUGCCCCAAGCUGGCUGGCAAGCCCAAACUCUUCUUCAUCCAGAGAUACAGCGUUGCCGAGUGUCCGCCCCGUGCCAGGAGGGAGCAUCGGGAUGAGGAUCUGGAGACGGAUGGGUGUGAUGGGAUGUCCAGAUGUGACUUCAUCCCCACAGAUGCAGAUAUAUUCUGGAGUCACUGCUGGACAGAUGAAUAUCAACUGGGGCAACGACACCAUCACUCCAUUUACCUGAAGGCUCUGACAGACACCUUGCACAAAGGUCAAAAGAGGAAAACACAUCUUGUUGAUGUUCACACCGAGGUAAACGGGGCCAUCUUUGAACACAACAAGAGGAAUCCUGGAGAGAAGUACCACAUCGAUCUGAAACACACUUUGAGGAAAGAGCUGUACUUACAAUAGAGGAUUUAUCACCAUCACUUUCACUUCACCUGCAAUACUGUCAGCCACAUAUUAAUGUCACGCAUUCUUUGCCUUAGAAGAACCCUUGUUAGUGUGUAUGCAGUGACACCUACUGGUUAAAGGUGCUUAUAACACUUGUUUUUACAGACGAAGAAAAACUUAUUUAACAGGUUGUUUUAAGUGUAUUUAUUUAAUGUUUGAAAAAUCUGCUUGGACAUAUAUUUUAAUAGUUUCAUGACAUAUAAAUGUACAUGAAGGACAAAACAAUCAUGAUAACAGUAACUCUACUACUUCUUAACCCAAACCCAAAGCCAGCAACAGCAGCAUCAGGGAGUUGCAAACAACUCACCCAAUCAGAGCCUAACAAAAGAGGUAAAUGUCAAUUUAAUUUAAGACAAAAAGUAGAGUUGUAUCUACUGUACAUGUAAUAUGUAACCUUUUGUUUUUUGAAGCAUUAAUGUAAAAUACAUUUUCAUUGCUUCACAGUGCAGCUAAAACACACAUGUAGUGCCUGAAUUUCUUAUAGCUACAUACCUUUUAAAAACCUGUGCAGAAAUGUGAAAAUGUUUAGUUGAAUUAAACACUAUCUGUCUAUAUCUACUUUUAUCUAUUAACUUUAAUUAUUACUUUUACUUAUUUUUAUUUUAUUUAUUUUUGUCCGAUUAAAAGUUGCUUUAAAAAAGUGCCAUGUGAAUAAAAUUUCUUCUAUUAUUAAUACUCACAUAUAUCUGUUAAAUCCCAAUAUCUAAAUAAAUCCCACAAUAUUA